Molecule: messenger RNA, 2701 nt
Organism: Lathyrus oleraceus (garden pea)
Lineage: Eukaryota; Viridiplantae; Streptophyta; Magnoliopsida; Fabales; Fabaceae
Product: receptor-like serine/threonine-protein kinase NCRK
Exons: 11
Coding region: 486-2330 (614 amino acids)
Biological process (GO): protein phosphorylation
Molecular function (GO): protein kinase activity; ATP binding
Source: RefSeq, a predicted model, not a curated record
AUUUAUGAUGAACUUAUACCAAUGGUCCAUAUGUCUAGCUUCAAUUGAAUGCUUAUGCAAAUCAGUAGUUGGCUUGGCUUUCCUUGACACUCUCGAUGAUCAAUACUAUUGCUAUUCCAGACCCUCUCUAGCUACUAUCUAGGCUAUUAAUUCUUCCAAGUUUUCAAUGUUUCCGUGUAUACGACAAUGUUUUAAAAACCACAAUGGAUGGUUCAAUGAGUUGAACUGUGAACCAUUACGACCUACAAAUUGGUUAUUUGAGCAGGCUGACAGCGGUCUUGUCUUGGUUCGAGCGGUUUAAAGCCGUUGAGUUGUGUUUUGUAGGUCUCACCAGUUCGAUGUCUAGUACGGUUUUGAAAACAUUGGUGUUGUAUGUUUUGGAUUAAUUUAUCCUGUGGAUCACUUUACCUUUUCAUUGAUGAUUGUGCCUGCGACUUUUGAAGACUUGCCUUGUUAUUCUUGAUUCAGUGUAUGGAGUUGAAUAAAUGAAGUCACAGAUCAAAGUUACUCUUGCUAUUAUUAUUAGUUUGCUCUGGAUUCAACACUCCUUUUGUGAUGAAGCAUCUGAUACAGCUAGCCUAAACAAGUGGAAAUGUAGAUGUUCUUCUUUCGAAGGAAACCAAAGCAACUCUCUUGCUAAUUGUUCCAAGUCAUGUGAUUGCCAUUCAGAUGCUGUAGAGGGUGGUGCAUCCAUAUGGACAUGCAUAUGUGAUCCCAAUGGAUUUCCUCAAGUGGCAGAAGAUGGUCAUAGUGCUAAGUGCUUUCAUGCUUGCAACUGCACAUGGGGAACUGUCAGCACGUCAUCAGGUUCAAAGAAACACAUUUCCAGCAAGGUUGUUGUAAUUGUCCUAUUAAUAUGUGUUAUAUGCACAACCAUUGCGUUGCUUACCACAGUUGUAUGCUACAUCUACCGAAAGAAGCAAUACCAUAUUCAAUCACCAAUAUUCUCAGUAGAUAAGGAAACAAGUAGUGGUAGUACCGCCAACCUAAUCAGUCAUCGGACAGGAACUUCUUCAGUACCAGAAACAACCUUUUUUGUGAAUUCUCCUAUUUGUCAUAUCACGGGAUGCUUUACGAAACCCUCUUUUUUGUUUGGGAGCCAAAAAGAAACUUUUCAUGGAAAUAUUACUCAAUUUUCAUUUGGUGAACUAGAAAGUUCCACUGAUAACUUUUCAGCCACCAACCUUAUUGGAGUAGGCGGAAGUAGUUAUGUAUACCGUGGUCGGCUGAGAGAUGGUAACAUUGUGGCAGUUAAGAGACUAAAAGAUCAAGCAGGGCCAGAAGCAGACUCUGCAUUUUUCAAGGAGAUUGAAUUAAUAUCUAGACUUCAUCAUUGUCAUUUGGUGCCUUUGCUUGGAUACUGCUUAGAAUCGAAAGGAAAACACAUGCAGAGGUUACUAGUAUUUGAGUACUUGAUUAAUGGAAGUUUGAGGGACUGGUUAGACGGAGUUUCUGGAAAAUACCUGGAUUGGACUACUCGUGUUACGAUUGCAAUAGGAGCAGCAAGGGGCUUGGAAUAUCUCCAUGAAGCAGCUGCUCCAAAAAUUCUUCAUAGGGAUGUGAAAUCAACCAACAUUCUUCUGGAUGAAAAUUGGCAAGCAAAAAUAACUGAUCUUGGUAUGGCGAAAAACUUGAGAUCUGAUGACCUACCAAGCGGUUCAGAUUCUCCAGCAAGAAUGCAGGGGACAUUUGGCUAUUUUGCACCCGAGUAUGCUAUUAUUGGUAGAGCCUCGCUUGAAUCAGAUGUCUUCAGUUUUGGUGUGGUACUUCUUGAGCUUAUCAGUGGUCGACAUCCUAUUCAUAAAACUACCGGCAAAGAAGAAAGCCUUGUUAUAUGGGCUUCUCCUCGUUUACAGGAUAGUAGGCGAGUAAUAUCGGAGAUAGUUGAUCCACAAUUGAAAGGAAACUUCCCAGAGGAAGAGGUGCAUAUAAUGGCAUAUCUAGCAAAGGAAUGCUUGCUGCUGGAUCCCGACACUCGACCAACCAUGAGUGAGGUUGUUCAAAUUCUUUCUAGUAUUUCACCGGGCAAAUCAAGAAGGAGAAGAAACAUUCCCACCAGCUUGUUUCAGGAACCAGAGGAUGUAGAAACGAAAAGGCAAGCACAAUCCGGUGAAUUUCCAACUCAUAAUUUAUCACCACUAGACACCGAUUACAAUCCGUGUCUUGGAAACAAAAAUAGAGAAGAAGAUGCAGUUUCAGCUGAGUAUAUGGAAAGUUUGAUCCUCUUAGCAUCUAAGUCUAAUAGCUCGCAUUCAUCAGAAGAGGAAAUGGUAGACAUAACUGAGCCCCGGUUCGAAUCAUUUUGCAUGACAAAUGGCACUGUGACUUGAAAACACAAACCAUGAAUACCAAUACUUUUUGUGCAUUGCUCAAUGGGAUAUAUCAUAAGAGAUGCUGCAAUGAAUUCUGGUUGAGAUUAUGUUCUACAUUUUGUUUCACUUCUGUUUUGAAUUGAAAUGCACGUAGGUGUUAUUAGAUAUUAUAAGCACAAAAAAUAUAUCAAAUGUAUUCUUGUACAGAAAAGCUUAGGAGGACUAUAUUUUUUAGGACGAAUAUACACAUGUUUCCUGUUUAGGAGUAUACUUGUAGGAGUAUUAUUGACGGGACAUGAAUGUAGCUUUGUUUGUUUAUUGUUGAAGAGCUUGUUAUUUUGUGGCUAGGAAAGAGAUGUUUUUAUUUUUAGCUUAUAAUUAGUUUCUAA